AUGGAUAAUUUAUCAAAGUCGUUGACAUAUGGUAAUCUGGAUGGUGGCGUUGACUUGACACUCAGGUUAGGAGCGUCGCCAUAUUACAACAGUAUGAUAAAUAACCAAAAUGUCAAAGGAAAAAGUUCGACGAACCCAAAUGACAAAUUGAGAGCAACACCAAGAAUUGAAGAUAUUGAAGAUGGAAGUUCUUCCAACACUGUUGUGGCUUCCGAGAUUCUAAUUCAUCUCCAUCAGAAUGUUAGAGUUAAUAAUCCUCCAAAUGAUCAAGUCGCUGCCACCACAUUAUUGGGAAUUAGUAACCAUGUGAGAUUAAAUCUCAAAGCUUGCCAUGAAUGUGGGAAUGAAGAAACUCCACUAUGGAGAAAAGGACCAAAUGGACGCCAAACACUUUGCAAUGCUUGCGGACUUCGUUAUGCUAGGGCCAUGAAAAUGAGAAAAUCAACUUAG
Oldenlandia corymbosa var. corymbosa is the source of this 450-nucleotide messenger RNA. Lineage: Eukaryota; Viridiplantae; Streptophyta; Magnoliopsida; Gentianales; Rubiaceae. The record is from the annotation of a GenBank genome assembly.